Molecule: messenger RNA, 2185 nt
Organism: Monopterus albus (swamp eel)
Lineage: Eukaryota; Metazoa; Chordata; Actinopteri; Synbranchiformes; Synbranchidae
Exons: 6
Coding region: 1255-1965 (236 amino acids)
Source: RefSeq, a predicted model, not a curated record
UAGAAUAAAAGCAUUCAGAUUCUACAGUGACCUCAUCUGCAGCGCAGUGCAUCAAUAAAGUAGGAUACACUUGUACAUACAAAUGAAGAAACUGAGCAAACGAAAAACAAAUAACCAUUUAUUUCUGAACUUCAUGUAGCUGUGAUGAAGAAACAGCAGGUUUAUUUGUGUUAAUCAAAAAGACAGUAGGAACUCGUGAGUUGCACAUCUGUUAACAUAAGUACUAAUUACUAUUUAUUGGCUGUCACCAUAGACAUAUACUGCACAGUGCAGGCUCUGAAAUACCCCACUGUACUUUCACAUGCUUAUAGUAUUUAUCCAUGGAUUUAAUUUUCACCCUAUCUUUCACCCCUGUGUUAAUUCACAUCAGUGACUGACAUUCAUUGCAUUUUGUAAGGCCUUAAAGUUAAUUAUCUCAUAACAGAUGCUAGGCUAAUGCGUGGAGAAUAAUGAUUUGAUGAUUUUUUUUUUCCUUGUUAAAUGUGAGAAGCGAGGAUUUGACAGCGUGACAGCACACAGCAGUGACAGACUUGACACAGCAGUCCUGUCCCUGCUGGCUGCACAGCAAACACUAAUGGGCUUACAGUAUAUGGGGUUUAUAUAGCCAAUAUAAUUUGAGUCCUAGUCUUUAAUCCAUGCUUCCUGCACCCUCAAGUGAAAUUAUUAGAAUUCAUGUAUCCUUUGUGGACUUUAUGACUGGUAUAAAGAAUGACAAAAAAAUUCUGACAUUGUAACUGCGUGAAGAGUUUAUGAACAUAAUCCAGGCAGGAAUUAUAUUCACUAUAAAGGAAAGAAGCAAAUAAACGUAGUUUCUGGGAGAUAGGGUUGCAAUAUAUUAACUUUAAAAACAGUAUAUAACAGACAUCACAUUAUUAUUGUACAUUACUUGUUUCUUCAAGUGAACUCAAAGCAUGUUGAUAGUGCUUAAUGUUGAAAGAAUUAGAGCCUUUUUUCCAUUAUUUACUAAACUGUUUAUUUCAUCAUGUCAAAACACCGAAAAUUAAAGAAAAUAUUAAAAUUAAAUUUGUCAAUGCUGCUGCUCAGUUGGUAAAAACUAGAUUCAGAUAGAACUGGAAGGCUGUUUGCCGAGGCCUUAUGUUUUGCUGGGGUUUCUUUCUUUCUUUCUUUUUCUCAGAGGUCAAUAACUAACUCUGUGUUAACUUUCAAACAACAAAAAGUCAAUAAAGUGAGCUUUUUCCAGCAGGUAAAUGGGUGUGAUUUCUAAAGGCCAAUAUAAAUAUUGACAGUGGGGGAAUGUCCUGUGGUCCAGGGCUGCAGCUUUCACAGCAGGUUGGCUUUUCAACAGUCUCUGCUAUGUAUUUCUACCCACUGCGCCUGCAGCUGCACUACAGCGUCUCCACAGCUCUGAUUCUUGACUUCAGACCUGAUCCUUUGAUGAUGAGGAUCCCGUUGAGGCUCUGUGUCUUUGCAACUCUGCUAGUAUGCUAUAUCCUGUUAAGCUGUGCUAUAGAACACAAAAACCAGAAAGGUGGAGGAUAUCAAAGUUCUGACAAGAAAACUGACAGCAACAUUAAAAUGAAGAGAAAUUACAUAACAGUGCGUGAAUGGAGACCUAAGGCUCUGACUCCAAGGAAGAAGAUGAAGAAGACUGGAAGUGAGAGAAUUUCUGUGGGACCGGGAAGUGACAUCAGCUGCACCAGGCUGGGAGGCAUCUGCCAGGCAAACCGAUGCAUCUGCCAAGGCCAAUACCUAAAAGACAAGUGUUCGGGGGCGAAGAAGCGGCAGUGCUGUAUGCCAGCUGCCUUGAGCAUCCUUUGUGCUGGUCACCACAGCAACAGAGUGAGGGCAUGUGAUGUGCAUGGUUGUGGAGCUUUCCACUCCAAAAGAGGUAAUGACCUCCAUAAAGCAGUGGACCUGGUGUGUGAUGACUAUGGUAUUGUCAACGCUCCAUUCUCUGGCUCUCUGGCUGGUCCAGUCAGUCAAUGGGGUCAAACUUCUCAAUGAUGUUCACUGUGUGAAGAUCUUCAACAUCUGUCCCUAUCGUUACAUGGGUCCGGUGGCUCAGGGAGAACCCUUGGGUUACCUGCUGCCGCUGCAGGAGCGUUUCUCUGGCAUCACCUCACACCUGGAGUUGCACAUACAGUAUGUGACGGUACUGACCCGUCACCUUUCAUAUGACCUCUGAGUUUUUACCUUUGUGCCUAUUCAUAUGACCUUUUCAUAU